ACCACAUCGAAUCAAGGUCAUGUCAUGUCACGGUCAUUUUUAUGCAGUAUUUUUGGUGAAGAUCCGGCAUUACAAACCCAUAUUUUUUGCGUGAAUCAACGAUUCUGAACAAGGUCUUGCACUCUACAUGUAGACCUAGUAAUAGCCAUGGAAGGCAACUACCCACCCGGUUUUUACCUUCCUGAGAGGGAGCAACAAGAAAACAGGCAACAGCCACCACCACAACAACAACAGCAGCCACAACAACCAUCGCAACAGCAACAUGUCGCCCACUAUCCUUUUGAUUUGCCAAUACCAUACCACACACCGUCACAACACCAGGCUGAUUAUAUGGAGGACCAGCCAACCAGGGUAUUCCCCUUGCCACACCCAGGGACAGUCACACAGAUGUUCACACCAGUCUAUCAUGAUUCUGGGCACUCAUCGGCAAACCAUUUGCAUCACACCCUUCCUCAACGACCAAUCGCAUACGGAGGACAUGGGGUCAAGUAUCCAGGUCUCCAAGGGAAUUAUACGCCACCUCUCACAGCUCAAGAACCAGUCGUAGAGAGAAGUAAUAUGGCAGUGACAACUCGAGAACCAGUUGCGGAAACGACCAACUUACCAACCACAACACUUGGAUCAGCCUCCACUAAUCGUGACAUUUCUCCGGAUACCGCCAUUCCACUAACUGCAACUCACGAGUCAUUAGAGAGCAACAUUCCACCUACUACAGCAAACAGCAUUCCAGCUACUACAGCUAGUGGGUCAGUUACCAGCAGUAGUUCGGACGUGACUAUGAUCACCAAGAUUCGAGGAACGGCUGAGGAGAAGCAUAUUCGACUUGUGCCUACACGUAAACAGCCACAAGAAGGCGCUACAUCUCAAGACCAAGACGCUGCUUCAGGUUCUAAACAAGUACAGUCCCAGGGAGAUAAAGAGCAGAAGGAGGCCAGUCCAACACCACGAUCUCCGAGCAGUUCUACUGAGGAACCGCAGCUGCUUGCUGCUCUCAAUCUGAAAAAGAUCAGCUCGGUAACAGAUCUACCACCAUCCCUCGAGCUAAGGGGGCCAUCACAGGACAAAGUGGAUGGAGUGGUUGCCAAGGAAAUGAUCGAGAAGGGUACAGAGUUUGGACCUUACGUAGGAAUGUUGAUGAACGAGGAGCAUGGAUUUGCAAGAGAAACAACUUGGGAGCUUUGUAUCACUGGGAAAGUUUUCUUCUACAUCGAUGGGCGGAAAACUUGGAUGUCUCAUCUUAGGUUUGCACAUAGCGAUGAGGAGCAAAACAUAGAGGCAUACCAAUACUGCGGCGAUAUCUACUUUAGAAGCACAAAGGUCAUCGACCCCGGAAGUGAACUGAGAGUGUUCUAUAGCAGGGAUUAUGGGAAAUGUGUCGGUAUCGAGGUGGCACUGGAAGAGCUUAAGUUUCAUGAAGAUUCGCAGAAGUUCCAAUGUAGCCUGUGUGAGGACAUGUUCACAUCCCCCAAAUUAACCCUGAGACAUAUCAGAUGCGAACACAACCAUGGUAAACCAGAAGAGAUGGUCCCAGUAGUUACUUGGAAGAAAAAGAAGAAAAGGAAAUUCGUGGCAAUAGAAGUUGGCUCCAAACAGCAGCUAGGAACUCAGCUGAAGGUGAAUGAUCAGGACGAUUCCGAAUUCAAGUGUGAAACUUGUCAGAAGACCUUCCCUUCUUUCGGAAGACUAAAGGCUCAUGAGCUAUUCCAUGAGAAAAAGGAGGCAUCUACAGAAAUUGAGAAAGAUCCUACAGACCCUUUCAAAGAGCAUGCAAAUAAGAUGUUUGGAUGCAGCGAAUGUAAUAAAGUUUACAAAUGCGAGCGUUCGCUUAAUCGGCACGAGAGGAGGGCUCAUGGGCACCGCUGUGAGUACUGCUGGGAAAGGUUCCCAAGCAAGAAAGAUUGUAUUAAACAUGAGCAAACACACCAAGCAUUUAAAUCAUCAGGUGGAGCAGAGCCCAAUUCAGCUGGAACAACUGAAACCCGUUCAAGAAAGAGCCGGAAACCCCCUGGCAUCCAACCCUCGGAACCGGCACCUGAUGAGCCUAAGGAUAUGCUUGGUAGACCUACUGAUUAUUACCAACGUCCUUAUAAAUGUCGCUUCUGCUCAAACAGAUACACAUCGAAAUCGGUAGCUGAGCGCCAUGAAAGGGAAGUCCACAAAGGGGAGGGAGAUUUCAAAUGUAGCUAUUGUACCAAGGUAUUCAGCACUGUCAGUCGCCUGAAAGAUCAUCUUGUGCUGCAUAAAUAUGUGAACAUGUAUCCAUGCUCCGAAUGUCCGAAAAGUUUUGCUUCAGAGAGCGCCCUCAACAACCAUCGAGGAGAACACACAGGGCUCAAACCGUUCAAGUGUGACGUCUGCGACCGGGGAUUCAGAACUAGGAAGUUGGCUCUUAAACACAAGAGACGCAUCCACAGUGAGCGUCCGAAGCGCUUCAUCUGCACCUUCUGUGGCAAGGGCUUUGCCGAUAAGUGUGACUGGAAGGUCCAUGAAAGGCGCCACAAGGGUAUCAGGCAGUAUGUUUGCCUGGAUUGUGGGAAGGGUUUCACGUCAAGUACUUCGCUUGCUGCGCACAAGCAAGCCAUGCAUAUUAAGGUCAAACCCUUCUCUUGUGGAAUCUGUGGUAAAAGCUUUGCCUUGAAUCAUCAAUACAAUCAUCACAUGGCCAAGCAUCGCUUAGAAGGGGAGGACCAGCCCCAGAUACCAGUACACAUGCAGCAACAGCCAUGCAUGUAGUUCUUGUAAUGAUUCAAUCGUGAGAAUCAAUGAAUGGAAUUCUAUAAUUAGGUCACACAGCCCUUUCUUGGCAAGGCUAUGAUUGUUUGUAAUAUUUUCUUCUGGUAUUUAAAUCUCCCAAGUGUGUAGUGUAUGUAUGUAUAUGUGGAAUAUUUUGUUUAAAAAAAGAUGAAUUUACCAGUGGUAGUCGUAUUUGAUACUCUUUUAUUGUUUUUUUUUUUUAGAAAAGGCCCUUUGAAAUAUCUGUUUGAAUUAAUGAAUAUGGCAGAAAAGUAUGAAUAUUGAAAAAGAUUGUAUUCUAGAUUUUCUUCCCAUUUCAUACUUUUAGUGGGUUUCCUACAGUCAUACUAAAACAGGAGAAAAAUGGUAACUUAUCAAGUUAUUUGAUCUGUCGCCUUCAUCAUUAUUUAGAUCAUAGCUUCCAAUUUUUACAUGUACUUGGGCUCUCCUCCAUACUGUUGGAUCGAAGAAUGAGUAAACUGUGCAUAAACAAACCCUCCAUGAGUGUAGUAAGUGCAUAUUCAGGGGCUCGUCUUACAAAGAGUUACGAUUGAUUCAAUCAACCUCAGGUGUAUGGAAAUCCAUUGAUGUCAUUAUUU
This is a messenger RNA of Lytechinus variegatus (green sea urchin), 3332 nucleotides long. Its product is annotated as histone-lysine N-methyltransferase PRDM9-like. The transcript is spliced from 7 exons. Lineage: Eukaryota; Metazoa; Echinodermata; Echinoidea; Temnopleuroida; Toxopneustidae. Gene Ontology annotation, cellular component: chromosome. Gene Ontology annotation, molecular function: chromatin insulator sequence binding; protein binding. The coding region runs from base 148 to 2733 and encodes 861 amino acids. The record is from RefSeq and is a predicted model, not a curated record. Gene Ontology annotation, biological process: regulation of transcription by RNA polymerase II.